UUUCCAUCAUCUCUUUGAUGAUUUUCUAGGAAAUACCGUAUACGAUACUCCGAAGCACCAUACUAAUUUCAAUAACUUAAUAAAUCUCUUUCAUUUAAAGUAUGCGUUCUCUUUCUUUGAUAUAUUAUCAAACACUCAGCUUCUUUCUCUUCUUUUGUACUUACAAGUUACAAGUCCAUUGUUAGUGCCUCCAGAGAAACACAGAAACAGAUGGAGUGUAUCAUGACUAUCUUGAAAAUGUGCUGCAGCUGGUUAACAUUUUCUUCUCCGUCAUCUGCUGCAGCUGCUGCUGCUGGUGAUGACGAUGAUGAUGGUACUGAAUCUAGUAUCCCCCCUCGUCCGGAAAUGUAUGAUGUAUUUAUCAGUUUUAGAGGUGAGGACACCCGCCGUGGCAUCACCAGCCAUCUUCAGCAGGCCUUGGAGCAGAAGAAAAUUGAAACCUACAUAGAUUACAGACUUCAGAGAGGAGAAGAAAUCGGACCUGCCCUUCUAGAGGCAAUCGAGAAAUCCACGCUUUCGGUGGUCAUUUUCUCACAAAACUAUGCUUCAUCCACAUGGUGUUUGGAUGAACUUGUGCAUAUACUCAAAUGCAAGAAAAAAUAUGGCCAGAAGGUUAUACCCGUAUUCUACGACAUCGAUCCAUCUGAUCUACGAAAACAACACGGGAGUUAUGCAGAUGCAUUUGCUCAACAUGAAAAGCGAUUCAAGGACAGACUCGACAAGGUGCACAAGUGGAGGGAUGCUUUGAGGACGGCAGCCAAUCUAUCUGGCUUUGAGUCCCAAAAAUAUGGGACGGAUGCUGAUUUGGUUAAGAAAGUUGUAGAGGAUAUUUCGACCAAAUUCUAUCAUGAAUCAUCAUGCAAUUUAGAAGGCCUGGUUGGAAUUGAAAGCCGCAUCGAGAAAAUUGAAUCGCUAUUGAGCAUCCAUUCACAGGAUGCUUGCAUCACUAUAGGUAUUUGGGGCAUGGGUGGUAUUGGCAAAACCACCCUUGCUAGAACUGUAUUUGACAAAUUCUCUUCUAAAUUUGAAGCUUCUUGUUUUUUUGGAAAUGUUAGGGAGAACUCAGAACAAACAAAUGGACUAGAUCACUUGGAAAAGACACUUCUUAAAGAGAUAUUAAAGGAAGAAGGUCCAUCCAUAGGAUCAACUUUUGUUCGAAAUAGGCUCAGCCGUAUAAAGGUCCUCAUUGUUCUUGAUGAUGUGAGUGAUUCAAUGCAAAUGGAACAUUUAGCUGGCGAGCGUCUUCGGUAUGGCACUGGAAGUAGAAUCAUUAUCACAAGUAGAGAUAGGGCCACACUGAGGCAAACUGUUGAAGAGGAUAAGAUCUACGAGGUUAAGGGAUUAAAAGAGGAUGAUGCUCUUCAGCUUUUCUAUUCGCGUGCUUGCAAGAAUAACAAUACUCUUAGAACGGAUUAUAUGCAGAUGGCAAAAAAGGCAGUGGAUUGUGCCGGGGGCAAUCCUUUAGCUCUUAAGCUUCUGAGGUCCUCACUCUUAAAUUGCAAGGGAAAAGAAGACUGGGAAGAUGAAUUGGACAAAUUGAAAGCAUUUCCCAACGAAAAGCUCCAUAGAGUGUUGAGACUAAGUUAUGAUAGAUUGGGAAGAAAUGAAAAGGAGAUAUUUUUGGAUAUAGCAUGUUUUCAUAAAGGGAAGAAAGUGGAUGAGGUAGAAAAAAUGUUAGCUAUCCGUGGACGGUUUGCGACAAUCGGAAUUAGAGUUCUCGUUGAUAUGUCUCUCAUAUCAGUUUGUCAAGGUUAUGUUUAUGAAACCAUAGAGAUGCACGAUUUGAUACAAGAAAUGGGAAGGGCAAUAGUUCAAGAACAAUGUAUUGAAGAUCCUAGUAAACGGAAAAGGUUGUUCACUGAUGAAGAUGUCAAUUGUGUACUAGAGAGUAACACAGAAACUCCAAUUGUUGAAGCCAUACGGGUUAAUUGGCUUAAGAUUAAAGAGCAGCGAUCGAAACGUGUAGACUUCAAAAAGAUGUGUAACCUAAUAAUGCUAAUUGUGGAGGAGUUUGGUAAUUACUGGGAUUUCACCAUUUCUCUAGACCUUCCCGAUUCUAUUCGUUAUCUUUACUGGCCUUAUUAUUCAAUGGAACCUUUGCCUUCAAAUUUUUCUCCCGAAAAUCUAGUUGAGCUUCAUAUGCCAUUUAGCAAAGUUAAGAAGCUCUGGAAAGAAGACCGGAUACUUGUGAACUUAGAAGUGAUCGAUCUGGCAUGCUCUGAAAAUCUUACUCAAGUUCCAAAUCUCUCUAGGAGUCUAAAAAUUGUGAACAUAAAUCUCCGUGGCUGUACAAGGGUGGUUGAAAUACCUUGGUAUAUUCAACAUCUUGACAAGCUUACUCAUCUUGAUCUUAGAGGCUGCACCAGUGUCAAGUGUCUUCCAGAGAUGCCAGGAAAUAUUCAAUACUUAGAUUUAUCUUACAGUGGUAUAAAGGAGUUGCCCGAAUCAGUUUGGUCUAACGAAAAUAUUUCUUACUUGAAUAUUAGCUAUUGCAAAGACCUUGAGAAACUUCCAAGCAACAAGUGUAAGGUGAAACUCUCUAAUUGGUUUAGUCUAUGGGGCUGCACAUCUCUUCGCCAGUUUUCUGAGCUUCCCAGGGACAUGAGAUACUCAAUGACGCAAUUGAGUAUAAAAUGAUAUCUGAACUUGUAUAAAUUUCUCCAAAUCAAUUGUGUCACUGCGUAGAUUUAGAAUGGUGUAUGCUGCUCAUGAAUGGAUUGGAUUACAUCAUAGUGUGGUUCGAAUUGCAUCAAGUGUACUUGGUUUGAACCUUAUAAGCUAUUUGUAAUAGACGGUUAGGAUUAAAACAUCUAAACGAAGGAGAGUGUCAUUUGUCCUAAGUUUGUUAUAUUGUUUAAGUGACACCGUGAGCUGCACAUGAGCUUGCUCACACAAGCAAAGCGUGCGAGCUCUAACGGUAUUAUUUUGUCA
Messenger RNA from Pyrus x bretschneideri (Chinese white pear), 2931 nucleotides. RefSeq names its product disease resistance protein RUN1. Lineage: Eukaryota; Viridiplantae; Streptophyta; Magnoliopsida; Rosales; Rosaceae. The record is from RefSeq and is a predicted model, not a curated record. Gene Ontology annotation, molecular function: ADP binding. The transcript has 4 exons. The coding region runs from base 211 to 2637 and encodes 808 amino acids. Gene Ontology annotation, biological process: defense response; signal transduction.